GGAUGGGAGCUGCUGGUGGGCAGGACUUCUCCUUCGGGGUGAUGCUGAUGAUCAGUGGGCUCAUCCUGGCCCACGUUCCUGGGGCCACAUCCACAGUGGCAACCGAGUGUCCUGACCAGAGCCCUGAGCUGCAGCCCUGGAACCCUGGCCAUGACAAGGACCACUAUGUGUACAUCGGCCAGAGCAGAACACUGCUGCUCACCUCUUCCGCCACGGUCCACUCCAUCCACAUCUCAGAGGGAGGAAAGCUAGUCAUUAAAGAUCAUGAUGAGACAAUCGUUUUGCGCACCCGGCACAUCUUGAUUGACAACGGAGGAGAGCUGCAUGCUGGGAGUGCCCUCUGCCCUUUCCAGGGCAAUUUCAGCAUCGUUUUGUACGGAAGGGCUGAUGAAGGUGUUCAGCCGGACCCUUACUAUGGCCUGAAGUACAUUGGAGUCGGCAAAGGAGGCACCCUUGAGCUGCAUGGACGGAAAAAGCUCUCCUGGACGUUUCUGAACAAGACUCUUCACCCAGGUGGCAUGGAGGAGGGAGGCUAUUUUUUUGAAAGGAGCUGGGGUCACCGUGGAGUCAUUGUUCAUGUCAUCGACCCCAAAUCAGGGACAGUCAUCCAUUCUGACCGGUUUGACACCUAUAGAUCCAAGAAGGAGAGUGAACGUCUGGUCCAGUAUUUGAAUGCAGUACCCGACGGCAGGAUCCUUUCUGUUGCGGUGAAUGAUGAAGGAUCUCGAAACUUGGAUGACGUGGCCAGGAAGGCGAUGACCAGACUGGGCAGCAAGCACUUCUUACACCUUGGAUUCAGACACCCUUGGAGUUUUGUAACCGUGAAAGGAAAUCCCUCGUCUUCCGUUGAAGACCAUAUUGAAUAUCACGGACACCGCGGCUCUGCAGCUGCCCGCGUAUUCAAACUGUUCCGGUCAGAGCAUGGCGAGCUUUUCAAUGUUUCUUCAUCUAGCGAGUGGGUUCAAGACGUGGAGUGGACAGAGUGGUUCAAACAUGAUAAAGUGCCGCAGACUAAAGGUGGGGAGAAAAUUUCAGACGUCCGGGCUGCUCACCCAGGAAAAAUCUGCAACCGCCCCAUUGAUAUACAGGCCAUGACAGUGGAUGGAGUUAACCUCACCACCGAGGUUGUCUACAAAAGAGGCCAGGAUUAUAGGUUUGUGUGCUACGACCGGGGCCGAGCCUGCCGGGGCUACCGUGUGCGGUUCCUUUGUGGGAAGCCUGUGAGGCCCAGACUCACUGUCACCAUCGACACCAACGUGAACAGCACCAUCCUGAAUCUGGAAGACAACGUACAGUCAUGGAAGCCUGGGGACACCUUGGUGGUCGCCAGUACUGAUUACUCCAUGUACCAGGCGGAAGAGUUCCAGGUGCUUCCCUGCAAAGCCUGUGCCUCCAACCAGGUCAGAGUAGCAGGGAAACCAGUGUACCUGCACAUCGGGGAGGAGAUAGAUGGCGUGGACAUGCGAGCCGAGGUCGGGCUCCUGAGCCGGAACAUUGUGGUGAUGGGGGAGACGGAGGAUGAAUGCUACCCUUACAGCAAGCACAUCUGCAACUUCUUUGACUUUGAUACCUUUGGAGGCCACAUCAAGUUUGCACUGGGGUUUAAGGCAGCACACCUGGAGGGCGUCGAGCUGAAGCAUAUGGGGCAGCAGCUGUUGGGUCAGUACCCAAUUCACUUCCACCUGGUUGGUGAUGUGGAUGAAAAGGGAGGCUACGACCCACCCACGUACGUCAGGGACCUCUCCAUCCACCACACAUUCUCUCGCUGCGUCACCGUCCACGGCUCCAAUGGCUUGUUGGUCAAGGACGUUGUGGGAUAUAACUCUUUGGGCCACUGCUUCUUCACGGAAGAUGGGCCAGAGGAACGCAACACCUUUGACCACUGUCUUGGCCUCCUUGUCAAGUCUGGAACCCUCCUCCCCUCUGACCGUGACAGCAAGAUGUGCAAGAUGAUCACAGAAGACUCCUAUCCGGGGUACAUCCCCAAGCCCAGGCAGGACUGCAACGCUGUGUCCACCUUCUGGAUAGCCAAUCCCAACAACAACCUCAUAAACUGCGCUGCUGCAGGAUCCGAGGAAACUGGAUUUUGGUUCAUUUUUCACCACGUCCCAACGGGCCCCUCAGUGGGAAUGUACUCCCCAGGUUACUCGGAGCACAUCCCACUGGGAAAAUUCCAUAACAACCGGGCACAUUCCAACUACCGGGCUGGCAUGAUCAUAGACAAUGGAGUCAAAACUACAGAGGCCUCUGCCAAGGACAAACGGCCCUUCCUCUCCAUCAUCUCUGCCAGAUACAGCCCUCACCAGGAUGCUGACCCACUGAAGCCUCGGGAGCCGGCCAUCAUCAAGCAUUUCACCGCCUACAAGAACCAGGACCACGGGGCCUGGCUGCGCGGUGGGGAUGUGUGGCUGGACAGCUGCCGGUUUGCUGACAAUGGCAUCGGCCUGACCCUGGCCAGUGGUGGAACCUUCCCGUAUGAUGAUGGCUCCAAGCAGGAGAUAAAGAACAGCCUGUUUGUUGGUGAGAGUGGCAACGUGGGGACAGAGAUGAUGGACAACAGGAUCUGGGGCCCAGGCGGCUUGGACCACAGUGGAAGGACCCUUCCUAUAGGCCAGAAUUUUCCAAUCCGAGGAAUUCAGUUCUACGAUGGCCCCAUCAACAUCCAGAACUGCACUUUCCGCAAGUUUGCAGCCCUGGAGGGCCGGCACACCAGCGCCCUGGCCUUCCGCCUGAACAAUGCCUGGCAGAGCUGCCCCCACAACAAUGUGACCAGUGUCGCCUUUGAGGACGUCCCGAUUACUUCCAGAGUGUUCUUCGGAGAGCCUGGGCCCUGGUUCAAUCAGCUGGACAUGGAUGGGGAUAAGACGUCGGUGUUCCACGACGUUGAUGGCUCCGUGUCCGAGUACCCGGGGUCCUACCUCACCAAGGAUGACAACUGGCUGGUCCGGCACCCAGACUGCAUCAACGUCCCGGACUGGAGAGGGGCCAUCUGCAGCGGGCGCUAUGCACAGAUGUACAUUCAGGCCUACAAGACCAGUAACCUGCGAAUGAAGAUCAUCAAGAAUGACUUCCCCAGCCACCCUCUCUACCUGGAGGGGGCUCUGACCAGGAGUACCCACUACCAGCAGUACCAGCCAGUCAUCACUCUGCAGAAGGGCUAUACCAUCCACUGGGACCAGACGGCCCCCACUGAGCUCACCAUCUGGCUCAUCAACUUCAACAAGGGCGACUGGAUCCGCGUGGGGCUCUGCUACCCGAGAGGCACCAGCUUUUCCAUCCUCUCAGAUGUUCACAAUCGCCUGCUGAAGCAAACGUCGAAGACAGGCACGUUCGUGAGGACCUUACAAAUGGACAAAGUGGAGCAGAGCCCUCCCGGCAGGAGCCACUACUAUUGGGAUGAGGACUCAGGGCUGCUGUUCCUGAAGCUGAAGGCUCAGAACGCGAGAGAGAAGUUUGCCUUCUGCUCUGUGAAAGGCUGUGAGAGAAUAAAGAUAAAAGCUGUGAUCCCGAAGAACGCAGGCGUCAGCGACUGCACGGCCACAGCCUACCCCAGGUUCGCCGAGAGGGCCGUGGUGGACGUGCCGAUGCCCAAGAAGCUCUUCGGGUCUCAGCUGAAGACGAAGGACCACUUCUUGGAGGUGAAGAUGGAGAGUUCCAAACAGCGCUUCUUCCACCUGCUGAAUGACUGUGCCUACAUUGAAGUGGAUGGGAAGAAGUACUCAGGCUCAGAAGACGGCAUCCAGGUGAUAGUGAUUGACGGGAGCCAAGGGCAUGUGGUGAGCCACGCGAGCUUCAGGAACGCCAUUCUGCAGGGCAUACCGUGGCAGGUCUUCAAUUACCUGGCAGCCAUCCCCGACAAUUCCAUAGUUCUCAUGGCAUCAAAGGGAAGAUACAUCUCCAGAGGCCCGUGGACCAGAGUGCUGGAGAAGCUCGGGGCAGACAAGGGUCUCAAGCUGAAAGAGAAAAUGGCAUUCAUUGGGUUCAAAGGCAGCUUCCGGCCCACCUGGGUGACUCUGGACACUGAUGACCACAAGGCCAAAAUCUUCCAAGUUGUGCCCAUCCCUGUGGUGAAGAAGAAGAAGUUGUAAGGAUGGCUGCCUCCUCGGUGCUGCCCCAUGGUGGACUAUGAUGUGGACUCUUGGCAGCAGACUAGGGCAGGAUGGCUGGUUCCCCUGGCCCCUGUCUAGCAGCUGCUGGAAGGGCCAUGUGUCAGUCCUGAUGGGCCAAGGGAAGGCUAUCAGAGACCCCUAGUGCUGCCAGCUGCCCCUACUCAAGUGUCUACCUGCAGCCCCAGGGGCGGUGUUGGCCGAUGCUGGAAACUUCUUUCCUGCAGCCUCUUGGGUGCUUCUCUCCUAUCCGUGCCUCUUCAGUGGGGGGUGUGGGGACCAUACGAGGAGACCCAGGCUGUGCUGGCACCAAGGUCCCCUUUGGCAGGAGUCCUGCUCCAGCUGAGAGGCAGCCUGGGGGGCUGGGUCAUUCACAGAUCCCCAUGCUCU
Ceratotherium simum simum (southern white rhinoceros) is the source of this 4496-nucleotide messenger RNA. It is a transcript of the gene CEMIP, whose product is annotated as cell migration inducing hyaluronidase 1. NCBI's taxonomy places the organism in Eukaryota, Metazoa, Chordata, Mammalia, Perissodactyla, Rhinocerotidae. The record is from RefSeq and is a predicted model, not a curated record.